Molecule: messenger RNA, 4645 nt
Organism: Zootermopsis nevadensis
Lineage: Eukaryota; Metazoa; Arthropoda; Insecta; Blattodea; Termopsidae
Source: RefSeq, a predicted model, not a curated record
UUACGAAAAUGGACGACGCUUCUUGAAGAAACCACUGUUCGGGGAAAAAGAUCUCAGUUUCUACAUUUUCUGCGGUGAAAAACAGUUUGUUGCACGCAGCUCAGACGACGCGAAGUUCGGUUUUUAAUCCGAAGAGAGAAGCUGUUUUGGGGGGGAAACGAUGGGAGAGUUAACACGGUCAUCUUUAUCCAACUGGUUCGUCACAUUGGGCACAGUGCUGUUCCUGGCAGCGGACACAGGAGGCGCGUUGUACAGGCCAGCGCGUGACGAUAGCUACUACUAUAAUCGUUACGGAUCGACGUUCACAGGGGCAGGGCAGUCCGACCAAAGGGGCGCAGGUUCGUCACGCUGGGACCAGAGACCCAGCGGUGGGAGUUGGAGUCAGUCCGGGGCGGCAGUUGGCCCUUCCACCAGCUGGGACAGAUGUCCCCGGUGUCCCAGUUCAGGGGGUAGCAGCAGUGCUUGGGAUAGGGGCAAUGGGUAUGAUAACCUGGGGUACGGGUUGCCACCAGGAACCACGUUGGACAAGGGUGGUGGGGGUAAGGGAGGGUCUUCAGGAUGGGACAACAGAGGAUGGGAUAACAGAGGUUCUUCCGGUGGCUGGGAUAAAGCUGGGGGUUCUGUGGCAAAAUGGGAUAAUCGCGGAGGUUCUUCCGGAAGUUGGGAUAACCGAGGAGGUUCUCCAGGGGGGUGGGAUAAUCGUGGAAGUUCUUCUGGUAGUUGGGAUAACCGAGGAGGUUCUCCAGGAGGUUGGGAUAACAGAGGAGGUUCUCCAGGGGGGUGGGAUAAUCGUGGAAGUUCUUCUGGUAGUUGGGAUAACCGAGGAGGUUCUCCAGGAGGUUGGGAUAACAGAGGAGGUUCUCCAGGGGGGUGGGAUAAUCGUGGAAGUUCUUCUGGUAGUUGGGAUAACCGAGGAGGUUCUCCAGGAGGUUGGGAUAACAGAGGAGGUUCUCCAGGGGGGUGGGAUAAUCGUGGAAGUUCUUCUGGUAGUUGGGAUAACCGAGGAGGUUCUCCAGGAGGUUGGGAUAACAGAGGAGGUUCUCCAGGGGGGUGGGAUAAUCGUGGAAGUUCUUCUGGUAGUUGGGAUAACCGAGGAGGUUCUCCAGGAGGUUGGGAUAACAGAGGAGGUUCUCCAGGGGGGUGGGAUAAUCGUGGAAGUUCUUCUGGUAGUUGGGAUAACCGAGGAGGUUCUCCAGGAGGUUGGGAUAACAGAGGAGGUUCUCCAGGGGGGUGGGAUAAUCGUGGAAGUUCUUCUGGUAGUUGGGAUAACCGAGGAGGUUCUCCAGGAGGUUGGGAUAACAGAGGAGGUUCUCCAGGGGGGUGGGAUAAUCGUGGAAGUUCUUCUGGUAGUUGGGAUAACCGAGGAGGUUCUCCAGGAGGUUGGGAUAACAGAGGAGGUUCUCCAGGGGGGUGGGAUAAUCGUGGAAGUUCUUCUGGUAGUUGGGAUAACCGAGGAGGUUCUCCAGGAGGUUGGGAUAACAGAGGAGGUUCUCCAGGGGGGUGGGAUAAUCGUGGAAGUUCUUCUGGUAGUUGGGAUAACCGAGGAGGUUCUCCAGGAGGUUGGGAUAACAGAGGAGGUUCUCCAGGGGGGUGGGAUAAUCGUGGAAGUUCUUCUGGUAGUUGGGAUAACCGAGGAGGUUCUCCAGGAGGUUGGGAUAACAGAGGAGGUUCUCCAGGGGGGUGGGAUAAUCGUGGAAGUUCUUCUGGUAGUUGGGAUAACCGAGGAGGUUCUCCAGGAGGUUGGGAUAACAGAGGAGGUUCUCCAGGGGGGUGGGAUAAUCGUGGAAGUUCUUCUGGUAGUUGGGAUAACCGAGGAGGUUCUCCAGGAGGUUGGGAUAACAGAGGAGGUUCUCCAGGGGGGUGGGAUAAUCGUGGAAGUUCUUCUGGUAGUUGGGAUAACCGAGGAGGUUCUCCAGGAGGUUGGGAUAACAGAGGAGGUUCUCCAGGGGGGUGGGAUAAUCGUGGAAGUUCUUCUGGUAGUUGGGAUAACCGAGGAGGUUCUCCAGGAGGUUGGGAUAACAGAGGAGGUUCUCCAGGGGGGUGGGAUAAUCGUGGAAGUUCUUCUGGUAGUUGGGAUAACCGAGGAGGUUCUCCAGGAGGUUGGGAUAACAGAGGAGGUUCUCCAGGGGGGUGGGAUAAUCGUGGAAGUUCUUCUGGUAGUUGGGAUAACCGAGGAGGUCCUUCUGGGAGUUGGGAUAACCGAGGGGGGUCUUCUAGGAGUUGGGAUAACCGAGGGGGUUCUUCUGGAAGUUUUGAUAGUCGAGGGGGCUCCCCUGGAGGCUGGCAGGACAGAGGAGGAGCCUGGAGUAGUCGAGGAGGUUCUUCCGGUGGUUGGGAUAAUAGAGGAGGUUCUGGCAGUUGGGACAAUCGUGGAGGUUCUGGUUGGGGAGGCGCUGGAGGUGGCAGGUGGGAUGAAAGGGGAUCCACUGCAGGAGGAAGAUGGUCGUCCGGUGGGGGUGGGUCCAGAUGGGAAGACAGAGGAUCAGACUGGGGUCCUGCCGGCUAUAGAGGUUCGCGAUGGGAGUCCGGUGGUGGCGGGGGAUUGUCGGAUGGCUCAAACAGGGGCUGGGAUAGCAGUGGCAGAAGAGGGGCGCAGGACAGCUGGGGUUAUGAUAAGGGCUACGCAUCAGGAUGGGACUACGGCGGAAGAGACGGAGGAGGGUAUAGGGGUGGUGGGGGUGGCGGAGACUGGGGGAGGGAUUCUUCUUCUUCGGGCGCAGGAAGCUGGAGGGAUCGAGGGCUUCCUUCUACAUGUAGCGGGCCGGGAAACGUCGAUUACAAGGAAUACUACUACGACGGAGGUGGCUCUGGUUACGACCGCGUUGACAGAUACCCACAGGCUUGGGCUAGUGGGGGUAGCGGACCGCCAGGGUACCGAGGUCCUACGUCCUACCUGUCUUACCUCUACGACCGCAACGGAUCCAGUGCGGGCAGUGUCAAUGACCAGAGCGGGGCAAGCAACUCGGCUAGCAACAGGGUGUCAACAGUAGUGACAGACCCAGGAUCUACAAAGACAACGCCACCAACGACCUCCUAGUGACACCCGGCUACAAAACGUCACCCCGACAGAGUUCACUUGUUCGAAGAAGAUAUUUUAUUAAUGACCAGUGGAAAACUUAAAUUUCAUACCAUUUGUUGAUCUCUGUUGUUUAUUAGCGAUGUUGGGCCUACCCUCAAAACUUAUAAUUUAACAAACUAUCACAGCUUUCCAACGACAGAAAAUAAUUUUUCAUACAAAUGUUGCAAUACGGAAUUUAAUUUAAAAAGUACAAUUAAAAAUAAUCAUGAACACUUACAGCCAUUAUAAAUACUUAUAAGCAAGAAGUAUUAAAAAAAUAAGCAAUGACUGAUGUAUUAAAUAUAUUAAGGAAAAUCAUUAAAUUAUUAGGCGCAGUGUAAGUAUUUUAUAUUUGCAGUGAAAACGGAAAAUAAAGAUUAGUGGGUUUCGUGCACAACAAAAUUAAACGCGUAAUUGAAAAACUGAAAUUUAUUUCAUUUUAAUUAAGAACUGCAGUAAUCAAGGUGAAGACAAUCUUUACGGUUACGUACAUUACUUACUGAUAUAUAAUUCUAUAACCUUCCAGACGUAUUGUAAGUUAAUUUUAUGUUGUCAGGUAUGACAUUUUACGCACUGAAUCGAGGUUGCCACUUCAAUGUGCGUGAUAUCCGAAGUGAAAAGUGGAUUACUUUUGAAAAAAAUAUAGGUACACCAGAUUUAAAUAUAAAUAUUAACAUUUACAAUAUAUGUUCUAAAAUGAUUUUCCAGCUAAAAUUCAUGUAAUGUCAUUAAAACGCGUCACGAUUUCUGUAAAUCAGUUUUAAGACCUCGUCUGAUUAAACAAAAUUAUAUUUAAAAUACGCUACAAACUAUGCUGAUCUUGCAAUAGCAUUUCAGACACGAUUCAAUAAAUCAGUACGCAUUCAUUCCAGAAUUUUAUACAAAGCAUCCUAUUAUUUCCACGUAGAAUUAUGAGAUGUGAUCUCACAAUGCGUGAUGCAAAUUCCAGGAAAAUUCCCAAACAUUAUUUGCAACAAAAAGUCAUUAUAGCACUUUGUUGUCAUGCUGUUUUAAAUUAAAUGGCAUAUAUAAAUUUAAUGUUGGGUUACAGAAUUACGCCUGAUAUGUGUUUUGAAGCGAUGUAAAGAGAAAGCCACCAUGUACUUUAAUUACACACAGAGAUAAUUAGGAAUUAACAAAUGCCACAUAAAAAAAGUAAGUGACAUAGAAUGUUGCUUGCGUCUCUCAUGUAAAAGUAAGCUUAUAAAAAAUUCAUUAACCCCUAAAGCUGUAUUAUUCUUUUCUGAUUUACACUUAAAAGUUGCAUACCGUACAGAAAGGAUAAAUUUUCACGAGAUAAUUUGAUGCUGAUUAAAGUGUGUGUAAAAACUUCAAGCUUAUUACUUUAUGUUUAUAUCAAUAAUUUAGUUUACUAAGACGAAUAUAGGUAUCUUAAGAAUUGUUUAUUUUUUAACGUAUCUUACGUAACAUUUUCUGAGAAAGAGUGAUAAUAUAUUGUAACUACUGCCUACUGUAGAUCACACGAUAAUGUGUAAUGAAGAUCAAUAUAAUAUUUGUGAUAGUCUAUAAAUUAUAAUUUAUAUUUUAAUUCUAGUGAAUAAAAAUUAUAAUGAUUUUAUAUAUAUA